Manduca sexta (tobacco hornworm) is the source of this 1107-nucleotide messenger RNA. RefSeq lists its product as uncharacterized. The transcript is spliced from 2 exons. Gene Ontology annotation, cellular component: transcription regulator complex; nucleus. The record is from RefSeq and is a predicted model, not a curated record. Gene Ontology annotation, biological process: regulation of transcription by RNA polymerase II. Lineage: Eukaryota; Metazoa; Arthropoda; Insecta; Lepidoptera; Sphingidae. Bases 30 to 950 code for a protein of 306 amino acids.
CGGAGCGGACGUCGUCAGCGCGUACAGUCAUGGCGAAUCGCGAAGUGGAUACAAGUCGAGUUAUCGAUGAGGUACGCCUGAGGAAGAAAUUGUGGGAUGCAUCCGAUCCACUCUACAAAAAUAAAGAUGCAAGAAACAAAGCCUGGGAGGAUAUUGCGGACACAUUGUUCGAAAAUAUUUCAGGAGAAGAAAAACAACAACUUGGCAAACUAGUCCAACAAAGAUGGAAAACAGCCCGUGAUGCGUUUUUUAGAACAAAGAACGCAAUGAAAAAAACGCCUUCUGGAAGUGCUGCACCAAAAUACAAAAAGUACAUUUAUUAUGACGAAUUAAGCUUCCUAGCUCCAACAGUUGAGAAUGAAGUUGAUGAAUCACUCAAUGAAACCAUACCCUCCCCUUCCCUUCCCUCACCCUUAGCAAAUAUAGAUAACACAUUGGAUAGUAUGGUAUCUUCAGAACACUCUCAAGAUUCUGAUAUAUUCACGCAGCAAGUUUUUUCAAACACUCAGCAGGGUGAGCAGAAUGACCGUGGUGUUGAUUCACCAUCAUCACAAAAACCUUGGCUGAAAAAGAGAAAAAGAAGGGCCCCGAAAACAAAUCCAGAAAGUUCUCCUUUUGAAAAGGAAUUAUUAACUUUAUUAAGUAAUCAAACACCAGAUCUUGCCGCAGACGACCUGGCUUUUUUCGCUUCUUUAGGUCCAAUCUUAAAAAGUUUUGAUGUAGGACAAAAGCUGGAGUUUAGAUCGAGAGUGCUGCGCGAAGCCACGAAUAUUCGAAAUUGGAACAGACCAAAUAGCUCAAAUAGCUCUUACUCUAAUGACGCAAGAUCUACAUUCGACACGUAUGCAUCAUCAUACAAUUAUCAGACUCCAGGUUACUCAGGGUACGAAACCAAUGAUGCAAAUCCAGGUAACUCUGGUUAUCAAACAGCUAGACGUACUGAUGAAUAAUUAUAUUAUGUUUAAUUACUAAUAAUAUGUAAUUUGUUUUUUUUUGUCUUUCCUAUAAUAUGAAACAUUAUAAUAAUAAAUAUGUUGUUUUGUUACCUACAAUUUACCAUGAAUAAAUAUAAUGAUAAAAUGAGUAAAUAUAUUUUUUUCUUACCUU